Messenger RNA from Dunckerocampus dactyliophorus (ringed pipefish), 12754 nucleotides. It is a transcript of the gene gdap2, whose product is annotated as ganglioside induced differentiation associated protein 2. The transcript has 13 exons. NCBI's taxonomy places the organism in Eukaryota, Metazoa, Chordata, Actinopteri, Syngnathiformes, Syngnathidae. The record is from RefSeq and is a predicted model, not a curated record. Bases 406 to 1917 code for a protein of 503 amino acids.
GAUUCACCAAGGGAUCGCAUCUCCGAAGCUCCAAGGCUCGCGACACAGCUCUGGGACUGCUGAAGGAAGAUUGGACUCAACUCAUCUGCCCAGCAGAAGGAGAAGACUCCGUCUUCAGAUGAACCUGAGACACCAACUGAAGAUUCUGUCUGCGGCACUACUGGGAGAAGAGCUGAGCCUGAGUGAGCACGGAACCAGUCACAGCAGCGGUCCCCAGCCUUGCCGCUCUCGGGAGCAACCUAGAGCCGUCAGGACAACCAGGGAAGGUCGAAGGCCUGAUCACCCGACGUCCGACCCGCAUCAACUAGACUUAUCCCCAAGAAGCAAACUCAUCCUCACUGGACUUUUUGUCUUCACUACUGGCUUCAUUAUCGGGGGAGGCGUGAGCCUGGACUACCUGAGGGGAUGGAUCCUCUGGGUGCUCGCUCCCAAUUUGUGGACAUCCAGACCCUCCCCACCUGGCAGGAGACGCUGGGCAAGGACGGCCAGCAGAUGCCGCAGGACCUGAGCGACAGCCUGCUUAACCAGCAGUCCUUCCCAUCGCCCUUCCCCUUCAGGCUGGAUAUCAACCGCAAAAUCGUCCUCUUCACCGGCGAUGUGGCGCUGUUGAGCUGCACCGCCAUCACCAACACCAGCAACGAGCUGCUGACUGACAAGAACGGCGUGUCGGACCGCAUCCAUCAGCUGGCAGGACCCAAGCUGAGAGACGAGCUUCUCAAACUGAAAGGGUGUCGCACAGGCGAGGCCAAGCAGACCAAAGCCUUCAACCUGGCGGCGAGGUUCAUCAUCCACACGGUGGGGCCAAAGUACAAAGCCAGGUACAGGACGGCGGCCGAGAGCUCACUGUACAGCUGCUACAGGAACAUCCUGCAGCUGGCCACGGAGCAGUCGAUGGCGUCCGUCGGCCUUUGUGUGGUCAGCACGGCCAAACGAGGGUACCCGCUGGAGGAUGCCACGCACAUCGCCUUCAGGACAGUGCGCAGGUUUCUGGAGAAGCACGGAAGCAGCAUUGAGGCUGUGGUGUUUGCCGUGUCCGACAUAGAGGAGCCUGUGUACAAGAAGUUGCUUCCGCUGUACUACCCUCGCUCUGACGAAGAGGAGAGGGCGUGUCUGCCCCUCAUUCCGGCCGACAUCGGCAACUCUGAAGGCGAACCUGUCGUCCCAGAGAGGCAGAUCCGCAUUGCAGAGAAACCAGGAAGCCUGGAAGAUAAUUCAGAGGAGGACACCCUGGAGUCGGACCUGGGGCAGGUGGGCAACCACGCCUUCGCCCGCAUGGAGGGCGACGUGGACAAGCAACGCAAGUUGAUCCUGCAGGGUCACAUGUCGGAGGCGGCCGUGCAGAAGCAGCACCAGAGGAACUACAACCGCUGGCUGUGUAGAGCCAGAGCAGAGGACCUGUCGGACGUGGCCGCCCUGAAGGCGUUAUAUCAGACAGGUGUGGAUAUGCGUGGCAGGACGGUGAUGGUUGUGGUCGGAAGAAACAUUCCAGUGACCCUCAUCGACCUCGAGAAGGCCCUGCUGUACUUCAUCCACGUGAUGGACCACAUCACGGUGAAGGAGUAUGUGAUGGUGUACUUCCACACGCUGACGGGGGAACACAACCACCUGGACUCGGACUUCCUAAAGAACCUCUAUGAUAUUGUGGACGCCAAGUUUAAGAAGAAUCUAAAGGCCUUCUACUUUGUACAUCCAACUUUUCGCUCCAAGGUGUCCACGUGGUUCUUCACCACCUUCAGUGUGUCAGGCGUGAAGGAAAAGGUGCAUUACCUGGACAACCUGCAGCAGCUCUUCACCUGCAUCAAGCCCGAGCAGAUCGACAUCCCGCCUUUCGUCCUGGAGUAUGACGCACGGGUGAGCACACAACAAAACAUGAGGUGGCCACUAUGGUUGAUACAGCAUAUUAGGAAAAAAAACUAGGGCUGUGAAUUUGAUUAAAAUAAUUUGUAUUAUUAUUAAGUGUGAUUAAUUGCAUUUUGUCCAUAGUUAACUUGUAAUAAAUCACAAUUAAUUGCAGAAAGAAAGAAGUUUUUAUCUACAGUAAGUGGGGAUGUCCGAUACUGGCUUUAUUGCCGAUAUCUGCUUUGGCGUUAUUGUCCAAUUCUCAAUUUCCGAUAUCAACAGAUACCAAUACCGAUACGUGUAACAUCCCAUAUCUGCUGUCACGGAAUUAACACAUUGUGGUGACCCACAAUAUUGUUUUAGACAUUCAUCAAGUGUACUUCCCUUCCCAGGUCAUGAGGUUGUUGUAGCCACUUAGCUGUCGCUAAAGAGUUGUUGCUUGUUGUUGAGAUAUUUCUUUGAUUGAUUGAUUGAUUAGGGACAAUGCAUAUUGAUGAUCGUCUGCAUACAGUACAGAUGUAAAUAUGCCAGAUCAUAGCACAACUGCUAGUUUCCAUCUGUAGUCCCCUGGCAGGUGACAAGAAACAACAAUAAAUCAUGUAAAAACAAUGAAAGACAAAAAUAAAUACAGAACAUGAAAAGGUUAAAAAAAAAAAAAAAAGUUGAGUGGAGAGUAAACUGAUUGUUGCCAACUACCUCGACUGCUGUCUCGUUGUGGGUCGCAGCUCCACAUGCGGUGGCCCUCGACGUGGGUGGGGGUGUCGGCUGACGGCGGUGGCAGCGGCGGGGCCGUAUUGGCGUCCGUGCUGUCUGCUCCGGCCGCCCGGCCCACUCCCUUGGUUUCGGCGCAUGUGUGAUGAUGUGUUUCCGUGUGGUGGUCACGCUGGAUGCCGCAACGACGGCCAGUCCAGGUGCCCAUAGGCCUACAUGCAGCACUUUUUAAAAUUGGUUUUCAUUACAGAGAAAAACCCAAGACUGCUAUCCACCGAUAUUACAUUUCUAUGCAGAUAUCAGGCCGCUAAUAUCCGUGGGCCGGUCAUCUACCAGGGCUUUGAAUCUAAACUUACCAUUCAAAAUACUCUUUUCUUUCUCCAUUUCUGCUGCACUUCCUUGAACCACAGCGGGGGCCGAGGGUCAAACAGGACAUGCACAUGUUAACAAAAAUAGUGGCGUUAAAGGGAAUUCCCGUUAACUCGUUAUUAAUGUGUUAACUUUGACAACCCUAAAAAUACCACAAGGAAGAGACCUGCCUGAUGAUGAAUUAUGUCAGCCCUACGUAUCAUGUGGGGCAGCUUCAUGACAAAGUUGCCACUUGGGUUCUGGUAAAAACAAAAAGUGACAUGUUAUUUUUACUAAUGCUGCUUGAAGUUGGGUUGUGCAGGUGUGUAGAUCUAUCAGUCAGCCUAGUGAAGAGCCAGCAGAGAUAUACUGUAUGAAAGUGCAGCGCAAGCCUCCAAUGGACUGUGACUGCUCUGGAUGCUGGAAGCAAAUCUAAAUUGAAAGUUGCAGUCAACGAAUUCAGUAGGUUGGGGUUUUCUUCUAAAAGACAGAACUUGUUUCAUGUUUUGAAUGCUGUAUACAGCAGGGUGCCCAAAGUUUUUCCACCAAGGGCCAGAUACUGAAAAAAAGAAUGUGGGGGUCGCUUUUACAUUUUCUAAACCCGGGGUGCCCACACUUUUUCAGCCUACAAGCGACUUUUAAAAUGACCAAGUCCGAAAGAGCUACCUCCUACUAUAAACACAGAGAGUAUAUGUCCAUUCAUUUUCUAUUCCGCUUGUCCUCACUAGAGUCGCAGGGCUAUGCUGGAGCCUAUCCCCGCUGACUUCGGGCAAGAGGCAGAGUACAGGGGACUGGUCGCCAGCCAAUCAGAGGGCACAUAUAGACAUUUGGAGUCGCUAAUUAACCUAACAUGCAUGUUUUUGGAAUGCGGGAGGAAGCCGGUGUACCUGGAAAAACGCACGCACGCAUGCACGGGGAGAACAUGCAAACUCCACACAGGGAGAAUUGAGACAAUGGAGAUUUGAACCCAGAUCUCCUGACUGUGUGGCCAACAUGCAGGGCACUACUAGGCCACCGUGCGGUCGAGAACAUACAGUAUAUACAGUCAAACCUGUCUUAGCGGCCACCUUUAUAGAACAGCCACCUGCCUAUAGCAGCCACUGAAAAAAAAAUUCUCCCCCCCCCAGCAAAUUUACAUGUUAUAGACCCUGUGUAUAGCAGUCACCUGUCCAACACGGCCAGCGGCCACCCAUUUUGUCUCCCUUGGUCAAUAUCUGACCGCAUAUAGCGGCCAAAUUACCGACUCAAGUAGAAGCUUCAUGCACGAAAAAGUUUUGUUUUUCAAUCAAUGAAGCCGUCGUGUGUAGACUUUAAUUACUGAGUCCUAGCUCAGUCACAAUCAUUCACAAGAUCCACACAAACUGUCAGUUGUUCCACAUAAAAAAGCCGUCUUCUUUUGAGCUUGCUAUUUCCUGCUCAAACAUGUAACUUUAAGAGCAUUUGCACCAAAACAUUACCACAAAGUAGGCUGGGAACAGGACGUGCUCCCAGUGACGCUACAAUUUAAAAAAAACAUACGCUAGCAUGCAUGCGGCAGCGGGAGCAAAACUGAGUUGGGUUGUACUUAAUUGAAGUAUUUUAGAAUGUACUCACGUUAUUUUUCAUCAAUCCUCAUCCACAAAUCCAUCAAAGUCCUCAUCUUCUGUAUUCGACACAAACAAAGCCGUCUUCUUUUCCGUUCGCUACUAGUCUGUUAACUUGUCAGUGUUAUUCAGCUCCGAAGCAAACAAGGAAACUUCUCCUGUUGCUUCUGCCAACUUUAUUUAUUGAACGCGGCCACCAGACAGCAGCUCAGAACACACACACAUCUCUCAGCAUCGUCUCUCCUUCCUGCUUGCCCAGAAGGCAAAGGUUAAACAAGCCCCACUACAUAGCUGUCCAGGCAAUGCCUGUAACAAGUGACACCGUUUAUUUCCUGGUGUGAGACAAUGUGCACAAUGUGUGUCAAUACUGAAAUGCCGCUUGUUGUGGGGAAGGAGAGACUCACGUCGCCGAUGCACUUUAAUGGCUUUAUUAACAGCGGAGAACACUGCAGGACUUUACAUCCACGCCAACAUAAACACACUUCCCAACUCUCUUGAAACUCACAGCUAGCACUCAGCCUAGCUCUCCUGCUCGGGACGCCCACCGUCACUUCCUGAUGAACUAAAGCUGUAAUGACACUCUACCGUAUAAAAAGUAAAAUAUUAAAAACAAGCGUAAGACAUUACUAGCACAGCUUUGUUCUGUGGGUCGUGGAUAUAUUCUAUCAGUUAUUAUUAAGCCUCUAGCUUUCUUUUAGUAAGUAAAAACCUUGGCUAUGAUUGCACUACAUUGUCAUGUAGACCUACAAAGUACACUUGGAAGAACAAGAGGUGAAUAAAUGUAUUGCAACUGAUGUGAAACUGAUGAGGGGUAGGAUUAAAUAAGCUUUGCUUCUUCCUACUCCUUUUUGGACAUGCAAAAUUGUGAAUUGUACUAUGUGAUGUGCUACUGUUUGACUCAUAUGCAUGUUCAGAAUUAAAACCAUGAACCAUGAUAAUAACAAGCCUAGUAGUGCUGUACAACUUUUAUCCGCAGUCUGCAGUGCCCUCUACUGGUCAACAUUAUUAUUAUUAUUAUUUUCUCUUUUUUUUUCUUUUUUUUCCCUCUACUGGUCAACAUUCAAACUGGACGCCAACCUGUCUAUAGAGGCCACCUGUCUAUACCGGCCACUUUUGCAGACUCUCUCUAGUGGCCUCUAUAGACAAGUUUGACUGUAUUUAAUAUAUUUCUAAAUGUAAGUAUUUAUGGACACCAUACAUGCAUAUCAACGGUGCACACACUGUCUGAGCAUGCAAAAUGAACUACCUCUUACCAUAAAACAUAACAUACAGUGGUGUGAAAAAUUGUUUGCCCCCUUCCUGAGUUCUUUUUUUUUUUUUUUUUUUUUUUGCAUGUUUGUCACACUUAAAUGUUUCAGAACAUCAAACAAAUGUAAAUAUUAGUAAAUGACAACACAACUCAACCCUUGAUGCACUUUUUAAAUCAAACUUUUUAUUAUUAAGGAAGAAAAAAAAUCCAAACCUCCAUGGCCCCGUGUGGAAAAAGUGAUUUCCCCCACCCCACCCCACCAAGAAAGAAAGUAUUUGAGAUCUAUCAGUGUGGAAAAGGUUAGAAAGCCAUUUCUAAAGCUUUGGGACUCCAGUCAACCACAGCGAGAGCCAUUAUCCACAAAUGUCCAAAACAUGGAACAGUGGUGAACCUUCCCAGAAGGGGCCGGCCAACCAAAAUGACCCCAAGAGCGCAGCAACGACUCAUCCGAGAGGUCACAAAAGACCCCACAGCAACAUCCAAAGAACCGCAGGCCUCACUUGCGUCAGUUAAGGUCAGUGUUCAUGACUCCACCAUAAGAAAGACGCUGGGCAAAAACAGCCUGCAUGGCAGAGUUCCAAGACCAAAUACACUAAGUCCCCAACUAACGACCACAAUUGGUUCCAGACGACCGUUCUUAAGUCGAAUCGUUCUUAAGUCGGAACAAAAUUAAUACUACCAAUGAUAUAGGUACUACAUGUACGUGUAUACAUAUACAGUAUAUGUGUAUGUAUGUAAAUAUGAGUUUGGAUGCAGUAGUAAUAUUAAACCAGGAUAAUUCAUGAAAAAAACAAUAAUAAAAGUGAUAUAAUAAUACGUAAUGAUAAAUGUUAUUUACCUUUGAAGAGGAGUGGUCGAGCAUACGUCGUUGUGGAGGAGGAGGAAUUAUUGAAAAAAGGACAAAUCUUCGUCGUCGUUAGAUUCCUCCAAAAGUGGUAGUUCAGGGGAAACUACUGAGGUGGAAGGAAUUGGCGACGAAGGUGCAGACGAAGGUGUCGGCAUUGGUGGCAAGUCACAUGGUGACGACGGUACAGGAGUAGCAGAUGUCCGUUUGUAGAAGCUUUUAAUGGAAGUUUGUAUGGUCUUCCUUUUCUUGUCCUCGUAGAUGAUACGGUAGCACUGUAGAGUGUCGUUGAUACUGGUUGAGACCUUCAAGAACCUCUCAACAUUAGGGUCUUGACCCUCCAGAAGCAUUAACCCCUCUUCAAAUUUCGAAAAGGCAGACAAAAGAAGCUUUGUGUCAAACCUCUUAAUGGGAAGUGUUUCUUCUUCUUGCGCUUCCUCCUCCUGCUGUUGGCGCUGCAUCUCCUCCAACUCCAUAAGUUCUUCAUUGGUUAGCUCCUCUGAAUGCGACUCGAAAAGCUCCUCAAAAUCAUCCUCCUCCAAUUUGAGCUGCAGCUUCUUGCUGAUCUCUAUCAAGCUGGCAACCACCUUCUUGCUCUCCUCCUGUUGAUCGAAACCUUUAAAGUUGUGGCAAAACUAUGGGGUCAGAUACUUCCAUAGACCGUGCAUAUUUGAUUGAGUGACCUCACGCCACGCAGCAUCGAUAUUCUUGAUGCAGUCGUAGAUGUUAUACGACUUCCAGAAGUCACGUAGAACAGCCUCGGUGUUCUCUUGGUCCACGGCUUGAAGUGCUUGUCUGUGCGUGCGUCGGGUGUAAUAUUUUUUAAAGUUGGAAAUCACACCUUGAUCCAUCGGCUGUAUGAUAGAGGUGGUGUUGGGAGGGAGAUGGACCACCUUAACAUCUGGAUGGAAGUCGUCCAAGUGCGGUGGAUGCCCGGGUGCAUUAUCGAGUAUCAAAAGAAUCUUGAACGGGAUGUCAUUCUCGCGACAAUACAGCUUGACCUUAGGGAUAAAGUGGUGGUAGAACCAAUCCUCAAAUGGCAAGAGUUACCCAGGCCUUGUUGUUAAACAUCCAAAUAAUAAUGAAGUCUUGGUCACGUUCUUGGUCAAGUGCUCUGGGGUUUGCAGCAUGGUAAACAAGGAGAGGCUUCACCUUAAAGUCACCAGACGCAUUUCCGCCAAGCAUCAGCGUGAGUCGAUCCUUGGCCGCUUUGUACCAGGGCGUACUUUUCUCCUCGCGGCUCAUGUAGGUCCUCGUUGGCGUCUUCUUCCAAAAAAGGCCCAUUUCAGCGACAUUGAAGAUUUGUUGGGGAGUGUAUCGAUGAUAACCUUUAGGAUAGAAGGAAAUUCUUCGGCAGCCUUUUUAUCCACACUUGCAAGCUCACCUUUUAACUUAAGGUUGCGCAAAUUUGCUCGCUGUUUAAAACGAAAAAAAACAACCACGGCUAGCCACAAAGGUGCCUUCAUCAGCAGCAUCCUCUCCUGCCUUUGCCUUCACAUCUUCAAAAAGGCUUCUAGCCAUUUCCUGGAGCAACGAAAGGGAAACAAGUAUGCAUCGUUGAUUCAUGUUGUCCAGCCACAUACACAGGAGUUUUUCCAUCUCUCCCAUGCAUUUGCCUCUCCUCUUUGUAAUGAUAGUGGAUAGUGGAUGGUACAGAAGUCUUCACAUGUUCCAUAAUGUGAACCUUGCCUUUGUAAAUUGUUCCUCUGGUUGAGCGAUUCACUCCAUAAGCACGUGCAUUACAUUAGCCAUUUUCUCACCACCGUCCAACUUCCUGAUGAUGGCCACCUUUGUUUCCAUGGAAAUUGCUUGACGUUUCCUGCCACUACUACUAGCACUUGCACUUGAUUUAUCAGCCAUGAUAACGGAUAACAAACAUCUCUGUAAAGUAUCGAAUGGGGUACAAACGGUGUGCUCCGAGAUGUUAUCAGCGACAAGUGCAGCGACGAACUGAGAAAGAUCGCGCGAGAGGGAUGCUGCUACCCACAAUUCAUAGCGGCGGAAUGGCGCAUAGUACAUUAUUUCGAAAAAAUUUAAAUGACAAAAUAUGGCAAUUUUCGAGAAAAAUCAUGAAAAAAAUAGACCAGUCGACUUGUGUUUGCAAGUUGGGGACUUAGUGUACUCUGUGGUCUGAUGAAACAAAAGUUAAACUUUUUGGAAGGUGUGUGUCCUAUUACAUCUGGCGUCAAAGUAACGCCACAUUUCCGAAACAAAAAAAAAAACCCAUCAUAGCAACAGUAAAACAUGGUGGUGGUAGUGUGAUGGUCUUCAGGACCUGGAAGACUUGCUGUGAUCAUUUGAAGCAUGAAUUGUGCUGAAGGAGAAUGUCGGUGACCUCAAGCUGAAAGCAACAUGGGUUCUGCAGCAGGACAAUGAUCCAAAACACCAGCAAGUCCACCUCUGAAUGGCUGAAGACUUUGGAGUGGUCUAGUCCAAGUCCUGACCUGAAUCCUAUUGAGAUGCUGUGGUAUGACCUUCAAAAGGAAAAGCCUCCAAUGUGGCUGAAUGACAAUAAUUCUGCUAAAUUCUUCCCCAGCGCUGGAAGAGACUCAUUGCAAGUUGAUUGCAGUUGUUUUUGCUAAGGGGGGGCAACCACUUUUUAGCUUUAGGGGGGCAAUCACUUUUUCACACAGGGACAUGUAGCUUUGGAUUGUUUUCAUCCCUGAAUAAUAAAAACUUUGAUUUAAAAAGUGCAUCGAGUGUUGAGUUGUGUUGUCAUUGACUAAUAUUUAUGUUUGUUUGAUCUUAAACAGUGUGACAAACAUGCAAAAAAAUAAGGGCAAACACUUAUUCACACCCCUGUAUAUUAAUAUCUAACCGGUAACUUUGAACACAUUCAGUUUCAAAGUUUACAGGUCACCAAAAUAGUUGAUAGCAUUCAGUAAUUCCCAAUUCAAAUGAAUUCAAUUCAAUAUGGAAUGAAGAUAAUUACACGUAAUUGCUCAGUAGUCGUGUACAUAACCUGAGUAUUAUGUCAGUCAAAAGAGUAAUAAUGUAGUGUUCAUUAUACACACACUUCAUGUAUUAUGUCCAGUUAGCAUUUAGAUCAAACAUUACAGACAUUCCACAAAUGAAAGUGAUUAUGCAGCCGAAGCCAAGGCGACAUAUUAAAAAGGUUUUCAGCAAUGGGCACAUUUUCCAAUUCAUUAUGAAAUAAAACCGUCACAAAUGAAAGUGUAGAAAAAACACAUUUCUAUAGUGGAGUUCAGGACGCACAGCACAGCCAUCAAACAGCUGACUGUUUUUGAACAUAGCUAGAUGCCACAAGUGAAAGGAGAACCUUUGCUACAGAUAUCAGCAUCUUACUGCCGAGUUGGAUUAUCCGUAAUCGGAAUAAUAAAGAUGAACGUUGCAUUUUUCUGUCUGUUCACCACGUACUUUACCGGGGAGGCGCAGCAGUAAAUCAGGAGGGGGGCCUUCAUGUCGGCUGACUGAUGUCAUAUGACAUCUACAUCGGCCCACACUACCCUUGCCAUGUACGUGAUGGGAACCCCUGUUCUAAAUCCAUGUAGCUAUGCUGAGAUGUUUUUUUAUAUUUAAAGAAUAAAUAACCUGCACCUCCGCUUUGUGAGAUCAGUGACAAGCAUGUUAAUAUGAAUUCACUUCUGCUCAAGUUAUGCUUUUUUGCUUGUUAUUCCAUUUUUGCUGUUUUUAUUUUAUUUUUACAAAUAUUUCAUCUUUCUUCUUGUACAUUUUUUCUCUUAUUAUGUCUUUAUUCUGAUAUAUUUUUGACUUUAUCAUAACAUUAUAACUUUUACCUAACCUAUAUAUCUUAAAUUGCAACUUGUUUUUUUGUUUUUUGUAAUAUUCUUACUGUUUAAAAAAAAAUUCUAAUUAUAUUAGCAUUUUUAGUCUUUAAUAUUUCUACUUUAUGCAUUUUUUUCUCUUAUGACUUUAUUCUCCCAAUAUUUUGUCUUUGUUUUGUUUUCAUAAUAUUUGGACUGUUUAAAAAAAAAAUGCAUUUUUAUUAGUUAAUACUUCUACUUUAUGAUUUUUUUUCUCUGAAUACUAUUACUUUAUUCUCCUUUGUCAUUAUUCUCAUAAUAUUACUGCUUUUUUGCCCAAUUUUUACUAUUUUUACAUUUUUCUUCUUGACCUGUACUUUGAGAAGGGGCCAAGGGCCAAUAAAAAAACAGCCGUGGGCUGUAAAUGGCCCCUGGGCCCCACUUUGGGCACCCCUUGUAUACAGGACACAGAUCUCACAUUUGAGCAAGCAUUUUCUUGUGCCAAGGGACAACGCUGGCGAUACUUUGGAUCAUCAGUGCAGCAGCCCCACCAGUGGUGUCAUCACGGAUUCCACUCACAACCUGUGCACCUUUGUUCAGUUCCAUGCCCAAGAGGAUCAAAGCAGUGCUGGAUAACGGCGUUCACACUAAAUAUUCACACCAACCACACAAUUUGGACUUGUUCACUGUGAGCUGGACUCACUUGUGUUGCCACAUAGUCACACAAUAAUGACUGCGUUGUUGACAGGAAAUCCAUACCGCAUUUGAAGCUGUACACUGAAUACUCUAAAGUUUAUCCAGGUUUACGUUCUACAUUAUUGUCUCUUGACAAAAUAGAAUCAAUAUGUGACGGCGCUACUCGUGUAAAAAUGGCGUUUUAGUGGUCCGUGUGACACAAACAGCCCGCCAUCCGGCGUCCUUCGUUGCUGUGAUAAGCGGCGUGAGAGAGGAACACCUGAGCUGGAAAAGUCCGCUUCGCUUGGAGGGUGGCGGCUUCCUGGAAUGGAAGUUUCCACAGAUAAAGACCGACUGAAUAAGCCAUGUUUUCCAGAGUUGGCAGCGACUUGUCGAAGUGACUCGGGUCAGGUCAGGCGGUGUUUGAAGACCCAUUGAGUCCUGGCUUCAGGUCCUUGUUAGAGUCGGUUCUUAUGCCCAAUCUGGGCCAGUUUCCGCAUGCAGUGCAUGAACGGAGUGAGCCCUUUUGUCAUCAUACUCUUUGUCUCGGCGGGCCGCUAGCAUACAGUGCGAAAAGUGUAGCGUAGGAGAAACGAUAGUAACUGAUUGCAAUGCAUCAUCAUGUACUUUUCUUAUAAGAAAAGCUAAAUUCUCGUCUUCUCUUGUUCUCAUAGACCCAUGUCUCUCAUGUUUGGUCUGGUCUUGUGACACCCCUCGUAGAUAGUGAUACCUUCACUGCUGCCCUCUGCAGGUUCUUGCUGAUGUCACAGCAACAGCAACAGUUGUUUUGGGGUUACUUAGUACACCAGUGCUUGCUUUCUUCUUCAGGACAUUCCAAAUGGUUGUGGUGGCUAUGAGCAAUGUUUGUGCAGUGCUUCUGAUCCAUUUUUCCAUCUUCUCUCUGAUUCGCUGUUGCUUGUUUUUUACCCAAAAACAGCUCUCUGCUUUUCAUGUUGUUUUCACCUCUAAAUGCAGUCUACACAGGCAAAACCUAUCCUACCCAAUCCGAAAGUGAGCAUAGUGCUAUUUAUUGGUUGAAUAUGUGAUGUAACAGGACGCACCUGUCAGUCACAGGUUCCAGUACUGUGGCCAUGUGCGUGCUGAAUAAAGUAGUGUACAGUUGAAAUGUUGCCAGUCGUAAAUAAAAGAUAAAUCAGCUGACAGCUCUAAUAGCCAUGAAAGCAGCCUGGACACUUGAUUUAUUCCCUUUUACCUUAAGCACCACACAUUCUGAUUUAAUAGAGGUAUUUGUUUCUAUUAUUGUAUUCAGUUGUUUCGUUAUCCUGAACUAAAAAAAGAAAUUCAUUUCCCAGGUAUUCGUAUUACUCCAAAAUGUGCAUCAAAUUCAGUUCAAGUUUGAGUCAAAUAGCACAAAAAUCAUUUCACACAAAUAAAAAAGGCAAUGUAGAUUUUAAAAUAAUGACUUAUGUGCCAGGAGGCCCUUGGGAUUGUCUAACGGCGCCACCAACCAAUACCACUCAUCAGAAAUAAAGUGGAAAAUCUCCAGUUAAUCCAAGUGAUUGGCAUCUCACUCAUGGAUGAUCGGUACCAGAAUCAGCAGCAUAAAACCCUGAUGGGAGCAUCCCUAGUGUGUUUUGAUGUUUUUGGUGGUAGGAAUCCAAGGGUCGUUCCUUGAGAGUCUCUUGACUGUGGAUCUCCAGAUCUGUCUCCCAUCUCCAUACCAGAUCCCUGCUAGCCAGCUAGAGUUCGUUGAAGAAGUCCUGGUUGUGCUCCCACCAGAGAAGAUCCAGUAUUCCUGAACUGUUUUCUGUCCUCUCCA